AUGCCUUCGCAAAUGCCGUCAAGUUUUGCUUCUGCUGCAGCAGCGGCUGCAGGUUCAGGUUCGAGUCGCGAUUCUCGAACGGGAAGGAACGAAAGUGCUCGUGGUAAUGAAUGGGCCAGAAGAGAUACUAGAUCUACCAACGGAAGUGGAAGUGGCACACUGACCUUCCGUCGUUCUUCCAACGCUCCUCAUACAUUAUCCGCACAAGCAGAAAAUCUCCCAGCACACAGUUUCGAAGCUUCCGAUGACGUACCACAACAGCCAACUCAAUCAUAUGAGCCAUCUGUUCCUGCAGAUCUUCGUUAUCCGAAAAAUCAUUUAUUGGAUUUAUACCAGAAACAUCGAGAGGCUAAAGAUUCCGGCGCACGCAAUAGCGACGUCUCAAGACUUUAUGUUGAAGGCUGGAACCCGGGUCAGUCGAAUGGAACAAAUGGUCGAGCAUGGGGUAAGGUCACCGAUGGUAGAGAGACCCAUGGUCCAGAUGCAUGCUGGGAUAUGAGUGGUAGUCAGAGACCAGUUUCAUUGGAAGAAAUGACUGAAGAGGAGAAAACCCUUUUCACUACCGAUGUUAAUUCUCCCAUGAAACCACCACCACAGAAUCAGAAUAAGGGCUCGAACGAACAAGGAUCCAACACAAAUGGUCGCAAAACGUCGGUUUCUCAUGGCUCUGGCAACUCCAAUUUCGCAGUUUCUUCGCCAGCAUCAAGCAGACCUGGUACGCGCCGCAGGGAGACAAGCGAUGCGGUCCCGUUCGCUGCUGGAUUAGGAUCUCCUGCUGGGACUGGUCGAUUCCCCCGAGACGAAUCCUCUCCGUUUUUUACUCGUAAGCUUACGGAUUUGAAAGAUGAUGGAGACGAUAGAGUGGAUGAACCCAAAAGCUCCUUACCAUUUGGUCCCUUGAUGCGUUCUAAUACAGGCGGGGCCAACUUGGGAAGUGCGCCACUAUCUCCAUGGGGACCAGCGACUACAAGUGCAACGAUGACUCCAAUGGGAACCUUUGGUGCAUUUGCGAUGCCAACUCCGACUACUCCUAGUGAGAAACGACCAGGAUUUGGAAGCAUUCGAGGAGAAAGUCGACUUGCACAUCUUAUGCCGAAAGAAAAAUCGGAGGAUAGCGCAUCGCAGCCUGCCGAGCGUUCAUGGAGAACUAGACCUCGAACUGAUACGGAUCCAUUUGGCGAGGACAGUGUUCCUAGCGGCAGCGCUGGUCUUGGAGGUGGUCAAGAUACUAGCCCAACCUUGAAUCCUCAACGAAAGGCUCCAGGACUUGAUACUCCAAUCCGUGGACUAUCGAGUGACUUCGGGAUGUCUGAUAUGCCUGGCUUCCGAGAUGCCCAACUACGUGCUCAAAGCCACCAGACACCGCAAGGACAACAUUUCAAUGAGCCAUUGAGUCCCGAUACUAACCCGUAUCGCAGCCCACCCGAGGAACGUAGACACGAUGAUAAUUCCUUUGACGAUGACAAUUCUCACGAGCGACCCCAACCAUUAGGAGGUAUCCCAGAGCAUACACCAAAUGCUUUUGGUAAUCUUUCCAGAAAUUUUGGUAGUGGUGCCUUCGACGGAAGCGAUCGUAGCCAAACAUCUAGUGUUGUAGGUGGUGUGUCCCGGGGACCGUUCGCAGCUUUAGGGGGACUUCCGUCAUUGAGUAAUGUUGGUGGUAUGGGGGGUUGGCCUACAACUAACAAUAUGGUCUCUACACCGGACCGUGAAAAUCGAUCUGUAUUUCCAAGCGCAUUUGGAAACUCCAUAUUUGGACCUAUGGGCGAAAUACCAUCGCCGGUCCAUAGCUCUAUGGAGGGGGCUCAGAUGCAAGGUGCAGAGAACGACAAUUCUGGUGAAAUAGGAGAUAUACGACAAAACAGUGCAUUUGGAGCGAUUGGCCGAACCCAAUUGCACCACGGUAAUUUCUAUGGAUCAGAACCUCGCACCCAGGAACCAUUCUCAGCAGCGGAGUCUCAGCCUGGUGCACCAAUCCCACAAGCUCUUUCGGCUCAAUCUAAUUACCAACAAGCUCAAAAUGGGCCUGACUCUGCACCUGGUCAACUUCCCAACUCUCAACAACGUAUGAUGGUUAUGCCGGAUAGAAUGCGAUGGAUUUAUCUUGAUUCUCAAGGACAGCCUCAAGGCCCGUGGUCCGGUUUGGAAAUGCACGAUUGGUAUAAAGCCUCAUUCUUUACUGCUGAUCUCUCGGUCAGAAAACAGGAAGAUACUGAGUUUGAACCCCUUGGUCAGCUCAUUCGUCGUAUUGGAAACUCUCGUGAACCAUUUCUUGUGCCUCAAAUUGGCAUCCAGCAUGGUCCUCCUACUACUCAAGCUACCUCUUUUGCUUCCGCUGCUACAGCUCCUACUGUUCAACCUGGAUCUGUUCAGCCUCCAUUUGCCGGAGCAUUCCCAAGCUUCGGUACUACAUUGACCGCCGAGCAGCAAAACAAUUUGGAGAGACGUAAGCAAGAGGAACAGUACCUCAUGGCUAGACAGAGGGAGUUCUUGGCGGCUCAACAGGUCAACAUGAAGCAAAUGCAAAUGGGCGGCCUUCCUUCGACCUUGCACCACCAUUCAAGUGCGCAUAGCUUGCAAAGUCAACCCAGCUUCGGCAGCAUGACAUCACCAAUUUCUAUGCCACCUCAACCUCCAAUGCCUGGUGGAUUUUUCGAGUCCGGCCCUAGACCAGGUCUGUCGCAGAUGAUGGGAGGUAUGUCCAGUGAGUUUCUUCACGAUGAUUUAGCUCGCCUCGGUCUCCAAGAUCGUCAACAACCCGGAGCAGUCGGUGCGCCAACCUCUCAAGCUCAGCAAAUCAAUGCACUUUUUGGCCAACCUCAACACAUUGGCGCUCAACGAGAGGCUCCUAGAGCAGAGCCGAAUGAUCCCGAAGGUUUUGUAGCUCGUCUUCGACAAUUCAAUCAGCUUAGAGCCGAGCAUGAUGCAGACGAAGCUGCACAAUCCUCCACAAAUGAGGAUCCCACUCCUCAGCCAGCUGAAGCUGAAGCGAAAGCCGAAGAGCAACAAUCACAAUCCCAAGAAGAGGAGAAUGUGGUGGAGGAAACACCUACACCAAAAUCCCCUGAGGUCCUCUCUUUAACUCAACAAAUCAAGGAUCAACAAGCUUCAACCGCAUCAGCACCAGCCAAGCAAUCUCCAAUAUCGGCCCCUCAACCCGAAUCUCCUUGGGCCAAGGUGAAUACUAGUCUUCCAAUGCCUUUCCCACCUCCGGCACAAUCAACGACCCCUCUUCCUGCUCCAACAGCACAACGAGGAGGUCGCUCCGGCCUGCCAGAUUCCUUACAUGCGGAAGUCCAAUCGCGUUCUGAGACUCCUGAGGCAGUUAGCGCUGGACCAACCCUUGCACCAUGGGCUGUUCAACCUGUCGAGGCUCCUAAGGGCCCGUCUCUGAAAGAGAUUCAAGAAGCCGAAGCAAAGAAUGCUGCUCAAGCAGAGGAGGUUGCCGCUGCUGCUCGUCGUGCUUUGCACGAACAAGAAAUGAAGAUGCUUGCUAGUCAACCAGCUGCACCAGCUCCAGGUCUCCCAACCACAUCCACCUGGGGUGCCAUAGCCACACCUACAACUCCUUCUAAUGCUUCAUCUGUUUGGGCCAAGCCGGCUGCUGCCAAAACUCCUGUAACUGCCACUUCUUCCAAGAAGACUCUCGCAGAUAUCCAAAGAGAGGAGGAAUUGCGCAAAAAGAAGCUUGCGGCUAAUGCAACAGUAUCUCAACCUUCUCCCGUUGCAGGUGGCAAACGCUACGCUGAUCUAGCAAGCAAGCCAUCCGUAACCACUCCUGCCAUGGGAGGAGGCUGGUCUACUGUCGGCGCCGCUGGCAAGGUUAAGAUUCCAACAGGACCGUCUGCUGCAACUUCACCUGUCCCGGCUCGUGCUGCCAGCACUGCUUCUGUAGCUAGUCCUGCCGUUCGAACAAUACGACCAACACCAUCCGCUCGCAACGUAACUAUGGCUGGUACUCAGGCUGGUGGCAAUACUGCGAAUGAAGAGUUCAAAAAAUGGACAAAAGCUACUUUGAGUGGUAAAGAGGGUCUUAAUUCUGAUAUUGAUGUUGACGUUUUCAUGAAUAUGUUGUCUUCAUUCCCAGAUGAAGCUAGUAUUAUUGCAGAUGUUGUGUAUACUAAUUCCCGUGUGAUGGACGGCCGUCGCUUUGCCGAGGAAUACAUCCGUCGCCACAAAUUGGCCGAUAAGGGUAUCGUUGAGCCUGCCAAUACUGGAUCGAAUGAUAAGUCCGGUGGAGGUGGAUGGAGUGAAGUCGCCAAGAAGGGUCCACCAAAGGAGGAACCCACAGCUGGUUUCAAAGUUGUUCCCACCAAGAAGAAGGGAAAGAAAUGA
Molecule: messenger RNA, 4335 nt
Organism: Botrytis fragariae
Lineage: Eukaryota; Fungi; Ascomycota; Leotiomycetes; Helotiales; Sclerotiniaceae
Product: putative gyf domain-containing protein
Exons: 5
Coding region: 1-4335 (1444 amino acids)
Molecular function (GO): protein binding
Source: RefSeq, a predicted model, not a curated record